AUGGAACACACAGAGCAACACAGAAACACUCCUUACAACAGAACACACCCUAUCAUGGAACACACAGAGCAGCACAGAAACACUCCUUACAACGGAACACACCCUAUCAUGGAACACACAGAGCAACACAGAAACACUCCUUACAAUGGAACACACCCUAUCAUGGAACACACAGAGCAACACAGAAACACUCCUUACAACGGAACACACCCUAUCAUGGAACACACAGAGCAACACAGAAACACUCCUUACAACGGAACACAACCUAUCAUGGGACAUUUUCUACCAUGGAAUAUACUUUACCAAGGAACUAUCUUAAUCAUGGAGCACAUCCAGCUAUCAAACACACACUACAAAGGAACACUCCCUGGAACUCCAGUGCAACUCUGCUUAUCAUUGAACACUCUCCACCAUGAAACAAUAACUGCCAUGGAUUUCCCUACCAUGGAACAGACGACCCUACCAUAA
Pelobates cultripes (western spadefoot toad) is the source of this 468-nucleotide messenger RNA. Lineage: Eukaryota; Metazoa; Chordata; Amphibia; Anura; Pelobatidae. The record is from the annotation of a GenBank genome assembly.